AUGUUUUUCGAGACGGACCUGAUCCGUCUCGGGCGGUCGAACCAGGCGCCGUCGAAAUCCGGCUCGCGUCUGGCGGAAGACUACGGCGUCGAAGGUCAUUUGGCGGCUCUGCGGUCGCCGGCUCAGCUGGCGCCGGCGUCACCGCCGCCACAGCCGCCUUCGACCCCGUCGUCGCCGCCGAUGAAGCUCGCGUCCAUCGCGGCGUUUUCCAAGGUGCGCGGAAAUAAAACGGCGGCUCCUGCCGUCGGGGCGGACGCCAAUGGCGGCAAAGCGCGUCACCAUCAGCACAAUGUCGACGACGUGUUGAAUGAAGACGACGAGGACGGAAGUCCGUCGAGGAACAAGGGGCACAGGAGUAAGAAGAGUAAGGCCAAGUCCAAGCACAGGUCCAGAUCAUCUAUGCGAUAUGCUGAUGCAGAAAAGCCGCCGAGACGAGCCUCGAAACUCAUUGGACGAAGUGCAGAUUCUCUGUCCACAUUGUCGGGCAAGAUUCAACUGUCCAUGAUGAACAGCGGCCUGUUGCCUUUGUCCAGAGCUGAGGAAAGCAGAGCAAUCUCUGCGCUGACUACGAAGCCCGUGGAAAUGGACGCGUUUCCCAAGUACAUGGAGCAGCGGCGUCGGUAUCCGGUCUUGCUCAAAGUGGAGUUCGUCGCGGAAAUCGGCUUUUCCUUCCUUCGAGAAAGAUGUGGGCUCUUCGUGAGGGUUUAUGGUGACGGGUCACUUUUUCGGUUGACCUGCUUUCUGCCUCCCCAAACGCGACACCGUCGGCGAAAUCCGGUCGACUGCAACGCGGAAAAGUCAGACUUCCUGAGCCUCACAGCCACGAGAGCCGUAGGAGAAGGCCACUCCACGAGGCACGGAUCGAAGUCGGAAAAUGAGACCAAGAACCAGAACCCGAAAAUCAUUCCCUGUCGUGUUUCCAUCAUCAUUCACUUCUCCUUCGCCCAGCGUUCUAGUGAAGUGGUUUGA
Messenger RNA from Notodromas monacha, 969 nucleotides. Lineage: Eukaryota; Metazoa; Arthropoda; Ostracoda; Podocopida; Cyprididae. The record is from the annotation of a GenBank genome assembly.